This is a messenger RNA of Fonsecaea multimorphosa CBS 102226, 879 nucleotides long. RefSeq lists its product as uncharacterized. The transcript is spliced from 2 exons. Bases 1 to 879 code for a protein of 292 amino acids. Gene Ontology annotation, molecular function: syntaxin binding; soluble NSF attachment protein activity. Gene Ontology annotation, cellular component: SNARE complex; vacuolar membrane. Lineage: Eukaryota; Fungi; Ascomycota; Eurotiomycetes; Chaetothyriales; Herpotrichiellaceae. The record is from RefSeq and is a predicted model, not a curated record. Gene Ontology annotation, biological process: intracellular protein transport; SNARE complex disassembly.
AUGGCUCAAGAUCCCCGAGUAUUACUACAGAAGGCCGACAAGGCCGCACAGGGCGCCUCUGGUGGAUUUAGUCUAUUUGGUGGACGAGCCGAGAAAUGGGAGAACGCUGCGGAUCUCUAUACACAAGCCGCAAAUGCGUUCCGAGUACAGAAGCAGAAUCUAGAAGCCGGCAAAGCCUUUGAGCAAGCCGCCUCGAUCCAACAAUCCAAACUCAACGAACCCGAUGACAUGGCCAACACCCUGACCGAAGCCUUCAAAGUCUACCGCAAAGAAUCCCCCCAAGACGCCGCCCGCGUCCUUGCGACCGCCAUCCAACACUACACCGCCAAGGGUAACUUCCGCCGCGCGGCGACACACCAACAGAACCUCGCCGAAGUAUACGAGAUGGAGAUCGGCGACCAGAAAAAGGCGCUCGAGGCGUACGAGACCGCGGCACAGUGGUACGAGAGCGACAACGCCGAGGCACUGGCCAAUAAACUGUAUUUGAAAGUCGCGGACCUGGCGGCCCUGGAGGGCGACUACCAGAACGCAAUCAACAAACUCGAGACCGUGGCAAAAUCCAGCUUAAACAACAACCUCAUGCGCUGGAGCGUCAAGGAUUACUUUCUCAAAGCAGGGAUAUGCCAUCUCGCCGCGGGUGAUCAAGUGGCCACCAAGAGAGCACUGGAACAGUACCGCGAGCUGGACGGCAGCUUCGCAGGCACGAGGGAGAACAUGCUCCUGACAGACCUGGUGGGUUGCGUCGAGGAAGGCGACCAGGAAGCGUUCUCGGACAAGCUAUUCCAGUUCGAUUCGCUGAGCAAGCUGGACAAGUGGAAGACGACACUGCUUUUGAGAGUCAAGAACGCGAUCGAGAAGGAGGAGGAAGAUUUCUCGUAG